AUGUUUUUAAGAAGUGACCAAGAAGUCGAAGAAAUCCAACAUUAUUUUAAUGAAAUAAAUGAAAGGAUUUCUCAACAAGAAAAUGCGAUUAUAAUUAUUGGUAACCCAGGAGAGGGGAAAAGUACAUUAUUGGGCUAUUUAACCGGAAUUCCUCUGCUCAGUAAAGAAGAUGAAUUUGGUGAUUAUAUUAUUAAGUCUGAUAAUUCAAACGGUAUACUUAUCAGCGAUAAUACUGUUUCACAGACUUCUUUACCAAUUUGCCGAGAAGUAUAUUGGGAUUGCCCCGGUUUUGAAGAUACACGGGGUCCUGUACAGAAUAUCGUGAAUGCUUACUCAAUUUAUAAGUUAGUCAAAAGUGUAAAAAGAUUGAAAAUUUUACUCGUCAUUUCUGAAUCUACGAUUAAAAGUACAAGAAAAAAAGAGUUCUUAAAUCUUAUUGAUAACUUGGGUGAAACCUUUAAAAACAUUGAUGAAUUAGUUCAGGGAUUAUGUUUAGUUAUUACGAAAAGCGAUAAACUCGAUACUAGAAAAGUAAGCAACUGUUUCCAUAGAAUUCUUGAAGAAUAUGAUAAUCAAGAAAGUUUUAGUCAAUCUAAGAGAAAAAUACUUAAUUUUUUAUCCUCUUCUAAAAGUCAAAUAGUUUUUUUUAACGCACCUCAUAAAAAAGAUCAAAAUAUUUCUGAUACGGACAAAAUUUUAAUCUUAGAGGGUAUAGAAAAGACUUCUUAUUUGGAGAAUCUAGAGCCUAGUAUUUUAUUGGAUGAUAAAUCAAAACCUUAUAUUAAUGACCUAGUCGAACGAUUCUAUGGUGACAUAAACAAUUAUAUUGAGCAAAAGUUUUAUCCAGCGAUUCAAAACUACUUUGGAGCGUUAAUAGAUACUCAUAUAGGCACUGUUAAAGAAUUAAGAAAUUCUUUAAUUGACUUUUAUAACAAAUUUAAAAAUAUAUAUAAUAAUCCAGAAAAGUUUGAAGAAAAUCUUCACCAAAUUUACUUAAUCGUUGAACUUAUGAAAAGAAGUGAUCUUAACGAAGAACUUUCUAAAAAAAUUUCUCUAUUAAAUUUCUUUAAACUCGUUAAACCGGAAUCGCUCGAAAUUAAGGGGAAUACUAGUAGUUGGUAUAAACUUAUAUCUGAGUUAAUUAAGGAGAUAGAUAUACUUAAAUCUUUUCCUAAAGUUCUUAAUCAAGGACAUUUAUUAACACUCGAGGGCAUGAUUAUUGGUACUGAAGAUAUUAAUAUUGCCAUGAAUGAUCAAAAACUAUCAGAAAUAAAUGUAUUUAGCUUGAAUAGCUUAUUUAUUGAUGAGGAUAUAAUUGCACCAGGAAUUAACUUGACAAUAAUAUCUCCUCAAUGGCGUGUUGUGGGCAAAAGAAUAAUCAAUUUAAAAGGUAAUCCUGGCCCUCCACACCCAUCAAAUAAAGCAAAGGAUGGAAUAGGUGAUAAAAUUAAUGAUGAAAUACCCAAGGAAAAAAGCAAUGAUGAACGAAUUAACGAUGAAAAAAUUAUUGAUGAAAUACCCAAGGAAAAAAGCAAUGAUGAACAAAUUAACGAUGAAAAAAUUAAUGAUGAAAUACCCAACGAAAAAAGCAAUGAUGAACAAAUUAACGAUGAAAAGAUUAAUUAUGAACAAAUUAACGAUGAAAAAAUUAAUAAUCAAACAAAUGACGAAAUAUUAACCGUUGAUGGUCAAAAAAUUAAUGGUGAAGACGGCCUACCUGGACUGCCUGGUUAUAACGGAGGAAAUUUUUAUGGCAAAGGGAAUACAUUUUUUAAUAUUUCUUCUCUAACUAUCGAUGUUAGUGGCGGUGAUGGUGGUCAAGGUCAAGAUGGUGGUAACGGUGCUAAAGGAUUUGAUGGAUCUGAUUGCGGAGAGGUUUUUGUAAAAAAUAAAAAUGUUUCGGCUCUUAUAUCAAGGAAAAAAGUAAAUUUAUUUUCAGAUGAAGGAGAAGCUCUCGAUAAAGUAAUAAGAUAUACCGAAAAGAUUGUUAAACUUGUGUUAACCGUUAAUAAUAAACAUGAGGAAAUAUAUGAAUUUUUUGAUCCGGGGCAGAAGGGAGGUGAUGGUGGACGAGGAGGAAUAGGUGGUAUAGGUGGAAGACCUGGAUUUGUGGUACUUAAUAGUUCAUAUAAGUUAUUAGAGAAUCCCAAUAUACUUAAGGAAAGUAAACAAGGUUUAAAUGGAAAAGGGGGAAGACCAGGUCUUGGUGGAAAAAAUGGACAAAAAUAUCGUGGAGUAUACAUUAAUGAAAGAGUAAUACCUGCGAUAAGAGGUUUUAUGGAAUUUGAUUCUAAUCGUGCUAUAUCAAGUGGAUUAUUAGAGGCAACUCGAGCAGUGACACCAGCAGCAUCAUCAGCAACAAUUACAGGUGCUGCAGUAGUAGGUGCUGCAGAAGCUUCGAAAAAGACAUUAUUUGAAAGAAUUUUAAUUGAAAUCGGGUUAAAAAGUAAUCAAGUAAAGCAAGUAGCAUUUAGUGUUCCUGGAGCCUUGAGAGGCUUAAGUAUAACCUUAUCUGCUCAGAGUGCUUUUUCUGUCAUAAGUGCAUAUUUAUCAAGUCAUUGGAAAGAAGCGCCACAUGAAGUAGAUCAUGAUGAACUUGACGAACGUGCUUCUGAAGGAAAUUUACCUGUUGGGUUAAAUGAGAAUAAUAUCAAAACACCUUCAGAUCAACUUUCAUUUGAAACAAGAGAAAAAGAACAAUUGUAUAAGCAAUUUUAUGAUCAAAACGAAGAUUUUAUAUUUAUUAAAGAAUUGUUAUAUUUGGAAAAAGCUGCAUACUAA
Molecule: messenger RNA, 2781 nt
Organism: Cetraspora pellucida
Lineage: Eukaryota; Fungi; Glomeromycota; Glomeromycetes; Diversisporales; Gigasporaceae
Source: the annotation of a GenBank genome assembly